Messenger RNA from Patiria miniata (bat star), 2426 nucleotides. RefSeq names its product NLR family CARD domain-containing protein 4-like. The transcript is spliced from 2 exons. The record is from RefSeq and is a predicted model, not a curated record. Bases 507 to 2426 code for a protein of 639 amino acids. Lineage: Eukaryota; Metazoa; Echinodermata; Asteroidea; Valvatida; Asterinidae.
UUGUUCUGCCUGAAAAAAUCCGAGGAGAUAGGAGCUCGUUGGGUAGCAUUGGCCAAAACAUUGGCAUUUACAACCGGAGAAAUUGAAAUAAUUCAGCAUGAUUACCGAUGCAGCGUUGUAAAGCAGUGCUUCGAGAUGCUUAGCACCUGGUGGAGGAGGCAGGAAAGUGACACACAAGCAAAGGAGACAUUGGAAAAGGCUGCAGUGAACGUUUCCUCGAACAUAUCAGACAAGAUGGGAGGAGCGCAAUCCAGUCCGAGUGAUGCUGCGAGUCAGUGCAGGAGUGAAUUAAAAAACCGGUAUACUACCACAGGCACCUACUUGCAAUUUCUAUCCUUGGGGGAUGACGACAUGAAACAUAUUGGGGACGUAUAUAAAAAUUUUGGAUUAGAAAAGGGUGACCAUGAUUUUGUUGAAGGGGAAGUACAAGAGUAUUGGAAUUUUUCCUCAUAAAAGGAAAUGACGGGAAUGUGAUUAAACGCAUCAUUUUGUGUGGGUCAGCUGGGAUGGGGAAGACAACCAUCAUUGACAAAAUUGCAUACGACUGGGCUGUUGGUUCCGUGGCACUCGGGCACUUUACGCUUCUGUUCGUUUUGCAGAUGUCCGCUCUCAAUCAAACGUCGGACCUUGUUGAUUCAGUGUUUGAUCAGCUUUUAUCAGACGACACAAAAGUUAACAAGUGUGAUCUGGAAGCAUUCAUUAAAAACAAUGGCAGUAGUGUGCUCAUUCUCGUAGAUGGUUUAGAUGAAUUCAGGACAACUAAUCUCGACCAAGAGAAAUAUGGUCCCAUCCUAAGAAUGCUCAAUCAAAAAGUUUGCAGAGAGUGUUUUGUAAUCGUAACAACACGCCCGUCUCAAUUUGCUAUAUUGAAAAGUAACUCACUCCUUACCACAUCUUUCAUACAUGUGAAGCUUUUGGGAUUUAGUAAGAAAGAUAUUGAAAAAUAUGCGAGAAAUGUUUUCACUGCAAGGCGUGAUAUGGCUGAGGGACUUCUUGAUAGGAUUCAGUCAUCGAAUGUUCUGUCCGAUUUGGCAAGAAGCCCGAUGUUACUUCUGCUCAUGUGCAUAUUCUGGAGGGAAAAUGCAACACUACCCGAUACUUUAUCAAGAUUGUUCAGUGAGGCUAUUAGACACGUAUUCCGAACAAAGAUGCCCGAAUUAUCAGAAGAAGCAAUAUCGGAAGUGGUGAUUGCAAUUGGCAAAGUUGCCUUAGAAGGGCUUGUUUCCCCAGAGCAAAGGCUUUCAUUUCAAGAGGGAGAGUUUGAGAAGAGUACACUUGAUAAAGCAAUACAAGCGGGUAUUCUCACUAGCCAGAGGGUCACGAAGGGGCUUGACACGCUGCAGUUCACCCAUAAGACACUUCAAGAGUACUGCGCAGCUAUGUACUGUCAGAGCCUUUUAAGCAAAGGCGGUGGGGAAUUCCAGACGAUUCUGGCUAAAAUUGGCCAUCCUUGGAAUUUUGAGUACAUGUUGCGCUUUUGCUGCAGCGACAAUCAGCAAUGUACGAGGCACAUAUUAGGGAUGCUGCAUAAAAAGGCUAUCGAUCCGACAGUGAAGGAAUUGGCAUUGAAUUGCUACUUUGAAAGUCAGUCAAGAGAUUUGUUAUCAGUGGAUUUCAUUGAGUCGUUUUUCAUUGAAUCUAUGAUGAUAAGUGAGUUUAGCAACUACUCACUGAACUCGCUCGUGUGGUUUCUGAAGCAUGUUGCCGAGCACACAGAGCCGGUAGGUCACCUCGCUAAAGUACGUAGCAUUACAUUUAUUGACUGUGACCUGUCAAGUUCGAGUGAAAUCCUAGCCUUGGGAUUGACUUCGAUGAAAAAUCUGCGCGACUUACAUUCCCAAGGAAUUAAUUUGAGCGAUUCAGCCAAAGAUUGGGCGUUCCAGUUGGGAGGGAUACAAUUUCUUGAAGCACUUCGGUUAGGGACACGGGCGGCUAGUUCGCAUUCAGUGAUUCCCCUAAAGAAGCUCACUCUGAGAUAUUCUAACAUUGACAGUCCCGAUUUGAAAUAUAUCGUCAAAUCAGUGAGCAGCAUGGGGAAUCUGGUGGAUUGUGAAUUCGGUCGUGUCCCCAAGGUGUUGCGUGUCCAGCCAUUCGAUAAUGGCAUACGACUGAGCAUUUCAAAGUUUUCACUAACCGGCGGGGAUAUGGCGGACAUUUUACGGCCAUUCAGUAAUCGGAGUGAUUUAGUCAGUUUGAUCCUUCGAGAUAUUGAUGGUCUGGGUGGUUCGGCAGAUAUAUGGAUCCCGAUCUUACAACACCUAACGCACCUGAAGGAGUUAAGAUUAACCAAUUGCCCACUGCAGAGCACUGACAUUGAACACCUUGCUGCCGCAGUGAGUCAAAUGUUCCCCGUACAAUCCCUUAGCUUUGAGGGGAAUCGUUCCUCGAGAGGCUCUGCAAAAGCAUUGGCUCCCAGUUUCAAAUAA